CAAUGGUUAUGAGAACUACAAUUCCCGACAAUUUGCAUUUCCUGGUUGGCCAGCUCCUGAGAUACCGUUGGACAAAAUUAGUACAAAUGCCUGUGAUUGGUUAUGGGUCGCCAUGUUUUCGCCGAGCCGGAUCUGUUUAGAUGUGGAGCUAGCCGGUUAGCUCUUGCGGCUAGUUACUUACAUACCCAAUUUGGAAACGUUAACACAUCCCUCUCCCCGUUCAUACCGGGUUUGCUCAAUCGCAAUGCCGGUUCAUUCCCGGGAGAAAAAGGAGAGUAACCACGAAGAAAUGGAGGUGGAUUUCCCCGAGCAAGACGGCAGCAGCACAGACGAAGAGGACACCGUUAGCUCGUCUGUGUCUGAAGAUGGAGACAGCUCGGAGAUGGAUGACGAGGACUGUGAGAGGAGGCGGAUGGAGUGCCUGGAUGAGAUGACCACCCUGGAGAAACAGUUUACAGACUUGAAGGAACAGUUGUAUAAAGAACGACUGAGCCAGGUGGACAUCAAGCUGCAGGAGGUGAUGGCUGGUUGUGCCCAAGAGUACCUUGAGCCUUUAGCCAACCUUCAAGAGAACAUGCAGAUCAGGACCAAAGUGGCUGGAAUCUACAGGGAGCUGUGCUUGGAGUCAGUGAAGAACAAGUACGAGUGUGAGAUACAAGCGGCUUGCCAACACUGGGAGAGUGAAAAGUUGUUGCUUUUUGACACAGUGCAAAGCGAACUGGAGGAGAAGAUUAGAAGGCUGGAGGAGGACAGACAUAGUAUUGACAUUACCUCAGAGUUGUGGAAUGAUGGUUUGCACUCACGAAAAAAUAAGAAAAAAGACCCAUUCUGCCCCGUCAAGAAGAAGAAGCCUGUUGUUGUUUCUGGGCCAUAUAUUGUUUACAUGCUGCAAGACCUGGAUAUUCUUGAAGACUGGACAGCGAUACGAAAGGCUAUGGCAUCACUAGGGCCGCAUCGGGUGAAGGUCGAUGCCCCUGCUGUGAAGCCUGACAGGCACCACCACGUGGCACGCUCCGAGGAUGGACGCCUUUUCUAUGACAGCCAGUGGUACUGCAGAGGACAAGCUAUCUGCAUCAAUAGGAAGGAUGAGUACCCCACUAGUGCCAUCAUCACUACCAUUAACCAUGACGAGGUGUGGUUCAAGCGAUUGGACGGCACCAAAUCUAAGCUCUACAUCUCCCAACUGCAGAAAGGCAAAUACACUAUCAAGCACUCCUAAACACACACACACACACACACACACACACACACACACACACACACACACACACACACACACGUCCAUUCUGCACUCUCACCUUCUAUUCUCGUCCUCUUUUCUCUUUCUGUCAUUAUCCCAGCUCUGUCAAUACUUGCCAUACAUAUGGAGAUACACACACACACCAAAAUAAAGCUCCACAUAUACUUUAGAUCAAAUAUACACACGCAUACGGAACCUCACUCUCUCUCCCUGUGAGUAAUCAUCAUGAACUCUUUAUCAACUGACGUCCUCUUUAGAUGCUCUGGAGAGGGGCUGCGCUUCUCUGUAAAUAUGUACGUAUGUUGAUAUUUUGAUGAGGUCACAAAGUGUCAUUCUCUCUGGAGAGGAGCUCAAUGAAAA
Lampris incognitus (smalleye Pacific opah) is the source of this 1600-nucleotide messenger RNA. Its product is annotated as breast cancer metastasis-suppressor 1-like protein-A. NCBI's taxonomy places the organism in Eukaryota, Metazoa, Chordata, Actinopteri, Lampriformes, Lampridae. Gene Ontology annotation, molecular function: histone deacetylase binding. Gene Ontology annotation, cellular component: Sin3-type complex. Gene Ontology annotation, biological process: negative regulation of transcription by RNA polymerase II. Bases 245 to 1219 code for a protein of 324 amino acids. The record is from RefSeq and is a predicted model, not a curated record. The transcript has 10 exons.